ACGAGACGUAGGUAAACAUCGCGAGCGGGCGAACACUGCCGAUCGCGGCCGAGCGUGUGCCGAACACGCGCACCCACCCGCCGCGCCGCUCCACCCCGCCCCACAGUCACUGUUCGCGUUUCGGGCCGAACGUGCGCGGCGCGGCACGAAUUCGCGCUCUCCGCUCACAUUCGAAAAUAGAACGAUUAAUUUUUUUUUUCUCAAUUUUAAUCUAAACACAUGUACGCACAGCCCAAUUUCUAAUGAUCAAAAUGGCCGAUGUUGAAUGGACAAACGAAUUAGUUAUAAAACUAGUGGAGGAAUAUAGUAAGAAACCGGAGCUAUGGGACAAUACGCACAAGUGGUACCGAAUGCACACAGCUAAGUACGAAGCGUGGACUGAUUUGGCGAAUAUGUUUGACUGUGACAUCGCCGAUUUAAGGAAGAAAUUAAACUCGAUAUUCGCAUCGCACAGGCGCGAAAAAGCGAAAGUUCGGUGCGGCGGGCGCUCGCUGUGGUUUCUUUACAACCAUCUGAAGUUCCUGCCGAAUCAUUUGGACAACGAUAACAAUCCGGAUGCCGUUGUUAUGAAAUCAAAUAACUCCCGUAUAGAAGAGGAUUUUGAAGAGCACACAUCGGAUGACAACAACCAUGAUGUCGACGAGGACCAUGAAGAGAUUAUCAUAAAAGAGGAACCAGUCGUGCAAACGUAUGUGAAACCAAAAUCAUAUAAAUACACGACUCAUAAGCCACGUCUCACGAAAACAAUAAAACGUAGAAUUAUUAGAGAAGCCCCCGCUAAUUCGAGCAGCAGAAUAGACAGUAAAAUUCUAGAAACUUUAAGACUAAUACGAAAAUCUGAUUUGUCACGAAAGAAGGAUGAGUGUGACAGUUUCGGCGAAUAUAUUGCUGAUUCAUUAAGAAAACACGAUGAUAGAACUCAGUCGAUGAUAAAACAAGCUAUAAAUAAUAUAUUGUUUGAGCAAGAAAUGAAAAAGUACAGUACUAAUCAAUAUGAAGUUGUUAUAACAGGUGUCGACGAGAACCCUUUAAUUUUAGGUGAUACAGAUAGUAAUGAUAAAUAAAUAAUUUUGUUAUAAA
This is a messenger RNA of Galleria mellonella (greater wax moth), 1080 nucleotides long. RefSeq lists its product as uncharacterized. The transcript has 2 exons. The coding region runs from base 243 to 1064 and encodes 273 amino acids. Lineage: Eukaryota; Metazoa; Arthropoda; Insecta; Lepidoptera; Pyralidae. The record is from RefSeq and is a predicted model, not a curated record.